This is a messenger RNA of Macrobrachium nipponense, 3245 nucleotides long. RefSeq lists its product as uncharacterized. The transcript is spliced from 2 exons. The record is from RefSeq and is a predicted model, not a curated record. Lineage: Eukaryota; Metazoa; Arthropoda; Malacostraca; Decapoda; Palaemonidae. The coding region runs from base 36 to 1688 and encodes 550 amino acids.
CUGGUCGACUGUAUCCCAUACAGCUGAAUGAAGAGAUGGAAGUUGGGAUAUUUGGAAGGAAAAGUGGAAUCAGUUCAGGACAGUUAUCUAAGUGUUGUGCUGCUGUUAUCAUUGCUCUUGAUACAGGGGCCCUGAUGGCUGCUCAUGUUAAAUUCCCUGGAACGUUAUCUAUUUUGUGUCAUCCUGAGGAAGCAGUUGUUUGGUCUGGAGUUGUCAAAGGAAAAGACGACAGGUGUGCCAUUGUGGUUAUUAGUAAAGCUGGUAUUAUUUACAUAGGAUUGCCAAGAAGACGCCCAAAAGAUGUUCCAGUCAUCAAACCUAUUGAACACAGGAAAUGCAAUCUAUCAUGGCACGAGGAAAAGUUACAAAAUUCACCUCUAGCUUGCCAAAGUCAUGAUAAUGUAAUCCUUAUAUCUGAUGGGAUUUCUCUGUUGUUGAGUGUGGUUAAUUUUCUGAGUGACAGUAAAGUUUGUCUCAAAACUUGCAAGUUACCGUAUUAUGGAGUUGUGAAAAUUGCUAGUGUCACAGAUGAUAAAUUACGUUUAAUAACUUGUGAUGGGAGAACUUAUGAGAAAACAUGGAAGUUUGUAGUCAAAAGCAUUGAUAAAGAAAAAUCCCCAAAGCCUCCAGAACCAGAACUUGCAUCAUCAGUCAAGGAAGUGUUAACUGGUAUACAGCAUUGUUCAGAGAUGGUGCAAGCAGAAGGAAGUCUUAUUCGUGAUCUGGAUAUCUACAUGAGUCAGUUAAGUUUAGCUGCUAGUCUUUUAGCUGAACCACAAAGGGAUAUUUUUUCUGGGACUGCAAAAAUAGAACAACAAUUAGAACAAAAGGGGUACUACAUGGCUCAUUUAAAACUAAAAAAGAAUAUGUCAAGGAUUGACUUUGAAGGAAAAUGGUGGCUUUUGAAUGUCACUGUUCCCAUCAAUGGGUAUAAAGAGUCCUUGUGUAUGAAGCUUGAUGGACAGCAUUUAAAUAAAGAGAUCAAUGUAUCAAUUCCACUACCAGAUUUAAACAUCCUCCACUCAUUAUCAACUAUUAAAAUUGUAUGCCAUUUGUUAUUAGGACACUUUACUACCUUUCAGCCUGUUUGCCAAGUGUUGGCAUGCUGUGUGAACAUAGAUAUUUUUCAUUUUUUGUCUCAUUGUCAUGAACUUACUGUAAAAGAUUUAAGAAUAUCAUCCAAGUUCUCAACUGCCAUUCAGAAUUUUGCUGUUAAAAGGAAUCAGAGUGCAACUACUUCUGCAGAUGACUUGUUGCCAGUUCAGCCAUGUCAGGUUAAGUUGUCUUUUAUAGAUAACAAUGUGAAUAGGCAGUUGUUUCUAAUGUUGCUUAAUCGGAAUUCAGUAAUGAAGUGUACUGUUUCCAGUUUAAAAGAUUCAAAUCAAGUUCAGUUGUGGUAUCGUGACAUACCUGUUGAUCUUCAUUAUUCCCUGAUUGACAAGAAAAUAAUUAUAUCAGUGAGUGGUCCAGAUUCAUCCUUGGUUCUUGCAGUGAAAGUUGCUAUUGAAAGACUGAUUACUGAAAAUGGUUCAGUUCCAUCUUCCAUUUCACUUUCUGCUGAUGUCUUUGAAGAAGCUCAGAAUUCCUGCCAGAUGUUAGAGUUUGAAUCUUCCAAAGCCAUAACGCAAGUUGCCAUGAACCAUAUGCAUAAAAUUGUCACUAAAACAUUGUGCAAUGUUCCACUUUGAUAUUGGUUAGGAAGAAGCAUAGGAAGAAUUAUUGGGCAAGGAAUCUGUGUGACAGGUUAUCUUAUUAUAAAAUGUAUGAAUUAAACAAGAAGAGAGAGUAAACCAAAGUCAUUAAAGUGAACUAUAAGGCCAGGCAGAGAAGAGUAAAGUAAAAAAGGUGACAGUACAAUAAGUAAUGUAGAGACUGAGUGAGAAAUUGACUUAUGAGUAAUUUGAGAUACUUGUGAUAAAAACAAUAGUUUAAAAUAAUGAUUAAUUGUUUCCUUGAUGUUUAGACCAAUAUCAUUGAGAAUGCAAUUCAUUGAAUACCAGUGGUUACUUACCAACUGUUACCUGUGUGGGACCAAGACCUGUAACGCUCAGUAUCAGGGAACUGUCUUGAGUAACUGUGUGCUUCGAUGCCAUAUAAGACAUGGCUGCUGUAACUUUAUAAUGCUUAUGUGAUUUCCACUUUGUAUUUAAUGACUAAUGUUCUUGGAGACGAUUGUUGUUGUCUUUUCUUGUUUAUAUUGUUAUUUAUCCAUUUUUAAUUUUGGUAUUUUGACAUUUCAUAUCAGUUUAUGAUACCAAAUGCUGUCAUUAAGCAGGUUCAUCAUGAAAUUAAGGAGAAACACACAUUAGUAAAAAAAGUAUUUUUUAAUGAAGAAUCAGGACAAAGACCAGUAGAAUUAAGUAGAAUGUUAUUGAGAUAGGUUGUAGAUAAAGAGUGGCCAAGAUGGUAAUUUGGUUAGGAAAUGGAAAGUACAGAAGAAAGCAGAGAGAACUUACUAAUUAAAUGUCUAACCCCAUCAAGGGAAAACAUUAUGUAAAAACAUGGAAGAGGACAAUAACAGGGUGUACACUCAAGAAUUACAUAAUCACCAUAAGUUAAAUAUAACUUGAAAGGCAGCAAAUAGUAAUAUUGGCCCUCAGUUUAACUAAAUUCAAUAUGGGGCAGCAGUUUUGAGUGUGGAAUUUCUUAUAAAUGGAUGGUUUCAUUGAAACUAAAGCUGUAUGGGAGUUGAAAUGAAAUUUGUGUAUAUUUUUCCAAAUAAAGGGACUGAGAAGAAAAAAUUAACUUAUAGACACCAAGAAAAUAGAAAUUAGACAAGUGGGAAGAUUUCCAAAAUUCAAAUGAAGAACAAAAACACUAUAGUUCUCUCAUCAUUUUAUGGCAUUUUAUAUGUUUUUGCAAUGUAUAAUAUCCCAAUUUAAUUUUAUUGUUCUAAUGGAACAUGUUUGCUGGUUGCUCAUCAGUAUUUGUAGCUUUGUUUUUGCUUAGUUUUCAUAUGAUAUUUGCCAGAAAGUUUUAAGGAUGACAUUCUAAUGUGAUCCUGACAAACUGUCUCAUGAGUUAUAUCUUGCAUGUUAUGGAGACUAGCCUAAAGUAUGGAAGGUAAACUAGUGAAGAAUACCCAGGUAUUUGAGUUAUCAGAAAUAGACUGCAUACAGCAGUAAUGAGUCAAGUUAUGAAUUAGUGUGUUUUUAUAAUGUUUAUUAAGUUCAAUACAAUUUAUACAUGAAAUUACAGAUAAAUAUGUUCAGAGAUGCAAAAUAAAUGCAUGAAUUCACCCGUAA